CCUGUCGUUGUCCAUAUGAUCAACGCUGCAUUUGUCGAUGCGGUGGAUUUGGUGAAAAUCGUGACGUGUCCCGACGUAUUCGUUGCCGCAAAAACAUCGAAUGCAGUUAUAGCGAAAUGGCGAGUACAAAAUACCUAGGUUUAUUUCUCCUGCUGGCGCUUUGCGGAUACUCCAACGCCUUGUAUUUUCACAUCGGCGAAACGGAGCGGAAAUGUUUCAUCGAAGAAAUCCCCGAUGAAACGAACGUUUUAGUUAACUAUAAGGUGGAAUUAUAUGAUCCACGAAGUGGAGGAUUUAUGCCUUCAUCGCCAGGCAUUGGCAUGCACGUCGAAGUCCGAGAUCCCGACGAUAAAAUCAUCCUUUCACGAGUUUAUAGCUCAGAGGGGCGCAUCUCAUUUACGUCCCACACUCCAGGAGAACACAUAAUCUGCAUGUAUUCAAACAGCACAGCAUGGUUCAGCGGAUCACAACUGCGUGUCCACUUGGACAUUCAAGUUGGCGAGCAUGCAGUUAACUACGGCGAUGUUGUCCAGAAAGAGAAGCUCUCUGAAUUACAGUUGCGCAUCCGACAAUUGCUCGAUCAGGUUGAACAGAUCACCAAGGAACAGAGUUAUCAAAGAUUCCGUGAGGAAAGAUUCAGACACACGAGCGAAAGCACCAACUCCCGAGUUGUCUGGUGGUCGAUCACGCAAACAGCCGUACUGUUGAUAAUGGGAGCGUGGCAAAUGAAGCAUCUGAAGAGCUUCUUCGAAGCCAAGAAACUCGUCUAAGCACAAUCGCGCCGCAUCAAUUGUGCAAUCAAAUUCAUUUUGUACUGUUCCAUCAUUUUGUGAUCAAGUUAUUAUUUUGUCAUGUUUGUUUUCAAUGUGUUUUUGUAUGAAACAAAUGAGAGCUAAAUCAUUAUCAGACAAACAUCUUAAAUACAUAAAAUAAAUAAUUUA
This is a messenger RNA of Dalotia coriaria, 941 nucleotides long. RefSeq names its product transmembrane p24 trafficking protein eclair (gene eca). NCBI's taxonomy places the organism in Eukaryota, Metazoa, Arthropoda, Insecta, Coleoptera, Staphylinidae. The transcript has 3 exons. Gene Ontology annotation, cellular component: COPII-coated ER to Golgi transport vesicle; Golgi apparatus; endoplasmic reticulum-Golgi intermediate compartment. Bases 117 to 770 code for a protein of 217 amino acids. The record is from RefSeq and is a predicted model, not a curated record. Gene Ontology annotation, biological process: intracellular protein transport; endoplasmic reticulum to Golgi vesicle-mediated transport; Golgi organization.